AUGGAAUUAUUGAUUACUAUUCCAAAACUAAAAAAUUUGCAUGAAUUGUCUCUUCGUUGUGGUGACGGUUAUGAAAAUUUCAAGUGGUCAUCAUUAAUCGAUUAUUACGUAUUCUGUGAAAAAAACACAUUGAAAAAAGUUUAUAUUUCGCUAUCGGAAGGUAUGACAUUAAAUUCACCAAUAAAACAAAAUUACAUUUUGAAUGAUUUGAGAAUAUCUGUGCAAACGUUGGACGAUUUAUAUCGAAUAUUUGAAAUUUUGCCAAAUAUAACUCGAUUACGCGUGAAUGUAGCAACACAUAACGCAUCACAGUUGAUUCCAUUACAGGCACAUUAUCCAAAAUGCCUUAAUGCGUUUCAUAUAGAAACCUACGAUACACAGGUGAUGCUAUUUGAUGAUAUGCAAUGUUUAUUAAGAAAUCUACCAACAAUAACACAUUUUUCACUUGAAAUACACACAUGCGAUAAGUACUAUUUAGAUGGAAACAGUUGGGAAUCAAUGUUAAGUACCUGUUUACCCCAAAUAUCUCAAUUUUAUAUGAUGAUUCGCUAUCAUGAUAACAAUUUUAUCGAUGUUAAUGCCGUUCUAGAAAAGUUUUCAACUGAGUUUUGGUUGAACGAGAAAAAAUGGUUUGUUGCGUGUUAUAUGAGCAAUACGAUAGUCUAUCUGGAUACAGUACCGCAUGUUCUCCUCAAUAAAUGUGACGUGCUGGAAACUACAAUACACAUGUCCAACCUGAAAUCAACAGGUGGUUGUGUUCAAAGUAAAUAUGUUCAAGAAAUAUCCAUUGAUGGACAUCACGAACACUUUUCUAUGACUGAGUGGUUUCAAAUCAUCAAUCAAUUUCCUUUUAUCAGAAAACUAGAUUUAUCUAGUAUAAAUACUUUCGGAUUUGCUUCUUUAUCAGUGAAAUUUUCUCAUUUAGUUAGUCUUCAUCAUCUCGGAAUCUAUCGAUCGUAUCAAAAUCGAACAAAUAUUAAUUUCUUCACACAUAUGAUAAAAAUGAUGCCGAAACUCAAACGUUUAUCAAUAUACUAUACAGAACUUAUAUAUCUUACAAAACAGUUGAAUGAUGCAGAAAAUCUUUGUUGCGGAAUCGAAUAUUUAGAUAUCAUAUCAACAGCUAAGAUUGACGGUCAAAUCAUUGCUGCCGAUAUUGACAAAGUGUCAUCACUAUUUCGCAACAUCAAACAUCUAAAAUUUCAUCUAACAUCGAUUCGAGUUAUGAAACCCAAAUAUAGAGAGACACUUUUGAUUAAAAUGUUAAAUGACUUCUCGAAUUUGAUCAGUUUCAAUAUGAUUUGUUCAAAAACAAAUUUGAAAUUUCAUUUCUUAGAAAGUGGUCAACUAAACAAAUGGUUGAAAACAAAUGUUGAUAAACUGAUGAAUAAUGAAGAAGCAUUGUACACAUCAUAUAGUAAAACCUGUUUUCAGUUGUGGUUCUAA
Didymodactylos carnosus is the source of this 1446-nucleotide messenger RNA. The record is from the annotation of a GenBank genome assembly. Lineage: Eukaryota; Metazoa; Rotifera; Eurotatoria; Philodinida; Philodinidae.